Messenger RNA from Oncorhynchus gorbuscha (pink salmon), 706 nucleotides. Its product is annotated as guanine nucleotide-binding protein subunit alpha-12-like. The record is from RefSeq and is a predicted model, not a curated record. The coding region runs from base 1 to 687 and encodes 228 amino acids. Gene Ontology annotation, biological process: adenylate cyclase-modulating G protein-coupled receptor signaling pathway; Rho protein signal transduction. Gene Ontology annotation, molecular function: guanyl nucleotide binding; D5 dopamine receptor binding; GTPase activity. Lineage: Eukaryota; Metazoa; Chordata; Actinopteri; Salmoniformes; Salmonidae. Gene Ontology annotation, cellular component: brush border membrane; heterotrimeric G-protein complex. The transcript has 4 exons.
AUGUUCGUCCAAUGGAAACAAUGGAAUCAGAAGAUCAAAACGACUGUUGUCUCUUCCUGUUCACAGAGUGAGUCGGUGAAAUACUUCCUGGAUAACCUGGACCGGAUUGGCCAGCCGAACUAUAUCCCUAGUCGGCAGGACAUUCUGUUUGCACGGAAGGCGACUAAAGGAAUCGUAGAACACGACUUUAUUAUAAAGAAGAUUCCGUUUAAGAUGGUUGAUGUGGGGGGUCAGAGGUCACAGAGACAGAAAUGGUUUCAGUGCUUCGACGGAAUCACAUCUAUACUGUUCAUGGUGUCAUCAUCCGAGUACGACCAGGUUCUGAUGGAGGACCGGAGGACCAAUCGGCUGGUAGAGAGCAUGAAUAUCUUUGAGACGAUCGUGAACAACAAGCUCUUCCUCAACGUGUCCAUCAUCCUCUUCCUCAACAAGACUGACCUGCUGGUGGAGAAGCUAGGCCAGUCUGACAUCACUAAACACUUCCCAGAAUACAGGGGAGACCCUCGCAGGCUGGAGGAUGUACAGACGUUCCUGGUGCAAUCGUUCAGUAGAAGCGGGCGUAACCGUGGGAAACCUCUGUUUCAUCACUUUACCACAGCGAUCGACACGGAGAACAUCCGCUUUGUGUUCCACGCUGUUAAAGACACCAUACUGCAGGAGAACCUCAAAGAUAUCAUGCUGCAGUGAUACACACAUUAUACACACA